GCGGGAGAUGGCGCAAAAUUAAAAUCAGCUGAUAUUUGACACCCGCUCUUUCUCCCUAAAAACUUGCUUUCAGUUAAUUCUCGAGGAAAAUCUUCAGAAUAUCAUCAUCAAUCGCUAAUCAGUAAAGUGUAGAAUUGCUGAUAAGCUGUUGUGGAAUCUGAUUUAAGCUUUCAAGUGAAAAUUCAGUGAAGUUCUUAACCUUUGUGAGAGUGACACAAAAGGUCACGGUGACGAUUUUUCUAAAGUAAAUUUUCCAUAUUUUUCCCACCGGAAAUGUAUAAACAAAGUGCCACAAGGCUCCAAAGUCUCCCCAAGGAGCAAAUUCAGGCUUUCAUUAAGUCCUUUGACACAGUCCUCACGGAUUGCGAUGGAGUAAUCUGGCUAUUCAAUGAAGCCCUACAAGGAGCCCCAAAUGUCAUCAAUAGAUUUCUAGAGAUGGGCAAAAAAGUAUUCUUCGUCACCAAUAACUCGACGAAGACCAGGGAUGAAUUCCUAGUGAAAGCAAAGAGUCUCAAUUUCAAUAUGACUCGUGAUGGAAUUAUUUCAACAGCCUAUCUCGCUGCCCAGUACCUCAAGCAUCGUCAGUUUACCAAGACAGCCUACGUUGUGGGCAGUCAAGGGGUCAUCCAGGAACUGGAGGCUGUAGGGAUCAAAACCAUUGGAUAUGGGCCUGAUAUUCUUCAAAAUGGCCUUGCAAGCUUUGUGAAUGAUGAACUAAAGAAAAAUCCGGAAGUUGGGGCAGUUGUUGUGGGUUUUGACGAGCACUUCAGCUUCCCCAAACUAAUUCGGGCGUGCAGCUAUGCAGAUGACCCGGAGUGUUUAUUCAUUGCCACAAACACAGAUGAACGCUUCCCGUUGCCUCAUUGUGUCAUCCCAGGAACCGGAAGUAUUGUUCGGUGUGUUGAAACGGCAGCCGAGAGGAAGGCUUUCAUUGUGGGGAAGCCAAAUCCGUACAUCUGUGAAGCCCUGAUUGCUGAACAUGGCGUAGAUCCUGCAAGGACACUCAUGAUUGGCGAUAGGUGCAAUACAGACAUCCUCCUAGGGGCCAAUUGUGGCUUCCAGACACUUCUUGUUGAGACGGGCAUUCACAAGGAAGCCGAUGUCCAGACAUGGUUGAAUUCUCAAGAUCCGGAAGAGAGGAAACUCGUUCCGGAUUUUAUAGUGUCCAAACUAGCAGAUUUGCUUGAGUAUUUGGAGUAGAAAAAAGAUUUAAAAAAAAGUAUAGUUUUGCUAUUAAUUUUUUUUUUAACAUUUAUUGUCUACAGCGCUUUUAAAGUUUAUGCAACUUUAUUUCUCUCUAUUACACUAAAAUUUUUAUUUUAUUAUAAUUUUUUUCUUUAUUAUUGUUUAUUUAAAUCCUUAGGACUCCCAUUCUCAGCUACUUAAUUUAUAUCUUUCCAAGCGUUUUAUGGUCCCACUAACAUUUAAUCAGCUAAUUAAUAUUGCAAUAGACAAAUAUUCGUUUCUUCAUUCAUACUCUCUACAAUCAAUGAACAACAAUAAAACAUUUCUCAAUAAAGUGCAAGUUUUUUCUGCAAAUACAGUUGAGACGAAGGAGAAAUGUGCAGAUUCAUGAAUGUUGAUGCUCCAUCUCAUAAGUUUCUGUGAUAAGUAUGGCUUUAUUGAUGAGAUUGGGAUAAAUUUGGUUGAACCUCAUUUUACCUAAUUAUAGUUUAUUUUAAGAUAGAAAUGCAAAAAAAACUUAUAUGAAACUUUAUAAUGUGCUAACAAUUUACAAAUAAUUCAAACUUGUCUUGCUAAAAAUUAUUAUGGAAAUAUUAAAGAAAUUCUAAAUCAAA
This is a messenger RNA of Phlebotomus papatasi, 1799 nucleotides long. RefSeq names its product glycerol-3-phosphate phosphatase-like. Gene Ontology annotation, cellular component: cytoplasm. Gene Ontology annotation, molecular function: phosphatase activity. NCBI's taxonomy places the organism in Eukaryota, Metazoa, Arthropoda, Insecta, Diptera, Psychodidae. The transcript is spliced from 3 exons. The coding region runs from base 274 to 1200 and encodes 308 amino acids. The record is from RefSeq and is a predicted model, not a curated record.